UUUCCCCGACCUUUCUAAGCACAACAACUGGAUGGGCAGAUGCCUAACACGUGAAAUUUAUGAAAAAAUCUGGGAUAAGAAAACGCCUUCGGGAUUUACAUUGGACAAAUGCAUUCAGACGGGAGUUGACAACCCUGGCCAUCCUUUCAUCUACACAGUCGGAUGCGUGGCGGGUGAUGAGGAAUCCUACACCGUCUUCGCUGACCUCUUCGAUCCGAUCAUCAAGAAACGACACAACGGCUAUGCAAAGGACGCGAAGCAUCGCACCAACCUCAACCCGGAGUUUCUCAUCGGAGGCGACGACCUCGACCCGGCAUACGUGCUCUCCUGCAGGGUGCGCACUGGUCGCAGCAUCCGCGGGCUGUCGCUGCCGCCGCACUGCACGCGCGCCGAGCGCAGAGACGUAGAGAAGAUAUGCGUGCAGGCGCUGGAUGGCCUCACCGGAGCUUACAGCGGCAAGUACUACCCGCUAGAUGGCAUGACCGACGCCGAGCAGGAGAAGCUCAUCGACGACCACUUCCUAUUCGACAAGCCCGUCUCGCCGCUGCUGACGUGCGCGGGGAUGGCACGCGAUUGGCCGGACGCGCGCGGAAUCUGGCACAACGACGACAAGAACUUCCUCGUGUGGGUCAACGAGGAGGACCACAGCCGCGUCAUCUCCAUGGAGACGGGCGGCAACAUGAAGGCCGUGUUCAAUCGCUUCUGCGAAGGUCUUGCCAAGGUCGAGUCGGCCAUCGCGGACGCGGGCCACGAGUUCAUGUGGAACGAGCAUCUAGGCUACGUGCUCACCUGCCCUUCAAACCUCGGCACAGGGCUGCGCGCUGGCGUCCACGUCAAGCUCCCCUUGCUCAGCAAGCAGCCGGCGUUCGAGGCGCUACUUGACCACCUGCGGCUGCAGAAGCGCGGCACGGGCGGAGUCGACACGGCCUCCACCGACGGAACCUUCGACAUCUCCAACCUGGACCGCAUCGGUCACUCGGAGGUGGAGCUCGUGCAGGCUCUCGUCGACGGAGUCGAGCUCUUCGUCAAGAUGGAGAAGGCCCUCGAGUCGAAGAAGAACAUCGCGAGUCUGCUGCCGGCUGACUUCGUCCACGUCGAACCGAAAGGUGGCGCCGCCAAGGCAGUCGCCGUCGCGUCCAGCAGCUAUCCAAACUUCGCCAAGCACAAAAACCACAUGGCCAACUGCCUGACGGCAAAGCUGUACGAUCGGCUCAAGGACAAGCGAACACCGAACGGUUUCACGCUCGACGACUGCAUCCAGACGGGCGUCGACAACCCCGGCCACCCGUACAUCAUGACCGUCGGCUGCGUCGCCGCCGACGAAGAGAGCUACUCGACCUUUGCCGAGCUGUUCGACCCCGUCAUCGAGGUGCGCAUGGGCGGCUACCGCAAGGGAGACAAGCACAAGACCGACCUCGACUUUGCGAAGCUGCAGGGCGGCGACGACCUUGACCCGGCCUACGUGUCGUCGUGCCGCGUGCGCACCGGCCGCAGCAUCGCCGGCUACAACCUGCCGCCCGUGUGCACGCGCGCCGAGCGUCGCGCCGUCGAGAAGAUCCUCGUGGACGCGCUCGCAAAGUUGGACGGAGCGUACAAUGGCAAGUACUUAUCCCACUAGAUGCCGCAUGACCGACUCGCACAGA
Messenger RNA from Priapulus caudatus, 1643 nucleotides. RefSeq names its product creatine kinase M-type-like. The record is from RefSeq and is a predicted model, not a curated record. Lineage: Eukaryota; Metazoa; Priapulida; Priapulimorpha; Priapulimorphida; Priapulidae. Gene Ontology annotation, biological process: phosphocreatine biosynthetic process. The coding region runs from base 32 to 1618 and encodes 528 amino acids. Gene Ontology annotation, molecular function: creatine kinase activity. The transcript is spliced from 2 exons.